Molecule: messenger RNA, 2094 nt
Organism: Rosa rugosa (rugosa rose)
Lineage: Eukaryota; Viridiplantae; Streptophyta; Magnoliopsida; Rosales; Rosaceae
Product: F-box/kelch-repeat protein At3g06240-like
Exons: 2
Coding region: 641-1510 (289 amino acids)
Source: RefSeq, a predicted model, not a curated record
UCAGAUCCAGAUUUUGGGCUCUGAUCAAAUAACAACUCUCACACGUCUGAGCUCUGUUGGUAAGUUUCUCUUUACUCAUUUGUUUGAGAUUGUGUAGAAAUUUUGUUACUUUUGGUCUGAUAGAUAAAUCCACACUCCAAUCGGUUCAAAUAAUUCUUGCCCUGCAAAUCAUUGUCAAACCAAACUAGGGAGGGUAGUGUUUCUUAGUUCAGUUAUUUGUGCUUUUGGGUCUAAGUCAAGAAGUUGGAAAACCUAGUUGGAGCACUGACAGUAGUCUCUACAAGACAAUGUCGAGCUGCGUCGAUCUCCCUGAAGAUAUUAUAGUCAAGAUUCUGUGUCGUUUGCCAGUCAAGUCUUUGAUCCGGUUCACUUGUGUGUCGAAAAGGUGGCGUUCUGUUGUCAUUUCUGAUCCUCAGUUUGGAAAAUCCCACUACCAACUUGCUUCUCAGCAGAGAACCCUCCGUAGAAAAGUUCUCCUCACCUCCUACCCUACAGUCAGAGAGCCAGGUCCGACGCCCAAUGCUGGAUUGCUGGUUAUGAUUACAGUGCGGAUUUACCCCCUCGAUUUCAAUCCUUAGAGGAUAAGUUUUCAGUCAAAAAUUUCACAUUCCCAUCCGAGGAGAAUGGUGAUAUAGAAGAAAUGGGCUCCUGCAAUGGUUUGGUACUUGUAGGCAAACGUUGUGUUGGUGGCUACGAAAACUUGUCUAUCUGGAACCCAUCGACUGGAUUCUUCCGCAAGAUACCUAGUCCAAGUUUCCAGGUGAAGUCAAUACAAUCAACCGAUGAAGAGUACCUGUACUUUGUAAAUUAUGGUUUUGGUCAUGAGAUAGCCAGUGACGACUACAAACUUGUUUUCAUAUUAUGUGCCCUCGGUCAUCUGGUGGAAGUCCAUACCUUCUCUCUGAGAGCCAACAUUUGGAAAGCUAUUACAGAUCCUCACUUGUCAAGGGCGGGCUGGGACAGUGGACGGGGGACUUUUUCAAAUGGAGCAAUUCACAGGGUCAUUCACUGCAGAAUUGAGAGUUCUGACCCAGUUAUCUAUGCGUUUGACUUGGCAGAGGAGGAGUUUCGGCAAGUGCCAUUGCCGCCUGUUUUGUGGCAAAAUGACGAAGACAGGAAUCCGACCCAGAUAACUACUUUGGUUCAUUUAGGAGGAUACCUUUGCAUAUGGUCUCGGAAGCUCUUUCAUUCCGGGAAAGGUGAAGUUUGGGCGAUGACAGAGUAUGGGGUGCCUGAAUCUUGGGUUAAACUCUUUAAUUUUAGACUACGAGAUUUACCAGAUAUCUUUGCUUCAUUAUACAGUACAUGGGAUCUGUGUUUCAUUACAGAAAGCGGUACAGUGGUGAUUAGACGGCGUAAGGAGUUGUUAUGGUUUGAAUGCCAUAAUGAAGAGAAUCCGAUCUGCAGCCGACGGUAUAGGCUUGAGGAGGUACACCCUGAGGUGCCCGGGUGUUCAUUUCAUUUUCAUGCAACCGCAUAUGAUGAAACGUUACUUUCUGUAGCUGAAUGAUUAUAGUGAAGAGGGGCUAUUCGCAUUUAACGCAUGUUGGUUUAUAUGUUGUAACUACUGUAAUUUGGAUUCUCCGCCUUUGAUGUUUAUUGACUUCAUUUUAUUCCGGUGUGUUUAUUUGUAAAUGAGGAGCAGAAACUAUGAAGUAUAUGUAUCCCGGGUGUAUGUCUUUGAUCGACACUACUAAAUGAUGAAACUUUGCUUUUGGUGAGGCGGUGCCUGAAUGAUUAUGGUGAAUCAUGGGGACUCAGGGACCUAAAAAUCAACAGGCAGAAAUGAAGUGGACUUCUAUGUUCAUUCGCUUGAGAUUGAAGUUGAUUGGUUGAUCACAUGAUCCUCCACAAUGGCCAUGAAGACUGGCCCUGCCACUGCCAGCAUCACUAGUUCAAAUGGAAACUUGAAACACCACCACCGCUGGCUUGUGUAUGGAGGCAGCAAUCACGGCAUAUACGACUACUAUCACUGAAACAGGUGAUAAAACAAUCGCUAGCUAGACCUGAGUAAUGGUGGACAGAGUGUCUCCCACAGCUCUAGAAUGUGGACUUUGAAAAUAGAAAGUAUACAAAGAAACUUUGAGAAGGAAU